Molecule: messenger RNA, 3068 nt
Organism: Boleophthalmus pectinirostris (great blue-spotted mudskipper)
Lineage: Eukaryota; Metazoa; Chordata; Actinopteri; Gobiiformes; Gobiidae
Exons: 8
Coding region: 307-2112 (601 amino acids)
Source: RefSeq, a predicted model, not a curated record
GGCAGAUCUAGACGAGUUCACAGACCGCAGGGCCAGCUAAGAGAGAGAAAAACCAAACAUCAGUGCUGUUCAUUGACAAACUAACAGGAAGCACAUACAGUUACAUGUUUGAAAGAGGAAGUGUUGGUGGAUGACAGAAGCCUACCCCAUCCUCCUGCGGCUCCACGUAAAGCUCAUCUCCAAUUCGGGACAAGGAGUGGACAGCUUUGGCCAACACUUCACCGUUCAAAUAAGACAGGGUAUUGAAGCCAAACCACUGGCAUACCAGUCGUAGCUGAAGAAGAUGGGCAUGUCUUGCUAACUGAGAUGUCUCAAGCACAUAAUCCAAGAGACAACCAGGCCUUACUGCAGUCCAUGUUGCAGAGGCUGAAGCUUCAAGCUGGGACCACAAAUAUUCAGUCUGGACAAAAUACAACAGAGGGACAAAGCAUACACAGUUUAACAAAAGUCAAUAAUAACCCUAUUAAUGGAUUUGAAGUGACAGAUGACAAAAAAACAGAGUUUACUGUGAAUGGAAAACUGCUGGAUCUUGACCGUUCCUCUGAAGACAGUGGAGCCUCUUGUCACUGUCAGGAGGGUGGACAGGGCUCCCAAACUGGGCAGUGCUUUUUACCAAAAUCUGUUUAUGCUGCUGUUACUCCAGUUUCCUCAAAAGGAAGUUUUAACUUUUCCAAUUCUGAAACAAAUGACAUAUCUCAGAGUCGAAGCACAGAACAAAAGAAGGACCAGGACAGUGGCUUUGUGCCUAAAGUGUAUGGAUGGUCCAUACAGAACACAGAGACCCAAAAUAAUAAAGUGUCAAUUGAGGGAGUAUUUGGAGCGACCGGACAAAAUACAAAGACUGCAACUAACCACCAAAAUACCACAAACAGAAAACAACGAUCAUCUGAAAAUAAAACUUAUAAAUGGACUCAGAAAAUCAAGGAGAAGUGGAGAGAGAGACCAGGUAGUUUUGGGAAAAAAGAUAGACUUGGUGACAAGCCUACACAAGAGAAUUCACCUCAACAGCAACUCAUCCAUUUUAAUCUGCCUUCAAUAGAAGAGUCCAGAGGCACCCCCACACUUGACGACAGAACGGAUCAUGUUCAAAUUCAGACGUCAAAUGGCAAUGAUGAAAGCAUGAGAUCUACAUCUGAGUUUGAUCUUGGCCUUGGCUCAUUCAGUCUACUGGAUGAAAUUGUCAGUGGUCGAGAAUGGGCCAAGUUCUUAAAUCCAGGUAUCUCUGUAUCAGUUCAAGGUGCACCAUCACAAGAGACUAUGAAUCAAAACUUAAACAAUUAUCAUGUUGAAAAAUCUGAAAUUAAGUCGGUGUUGAAUGAACGCAAUGUUGGAACUAACACAAAUAUCUAUGGGAAAAGAGAGGCAUCAAACAGAGACAUUGCCAUGACGCAGGUGUCUCCUGACCCUCCAUUACACAUCAGCAUGGAUAUAACAGAGAAGGCACAAAUGCAGUCAGAGCCAAUGGAUCAUUGGCAAAGCCAAUCAGACAUGCAAGUUACAGCCAGUGUUGAGCAGCCACAGCAACAACAUGCUACGGAGUCGAUGAGUGCAGUGGAUAAUUCUUUGCUGAGAAGCAGCAGGAAGAGACAGCACCAGUCAUAUGAAAGCAUGCAAACAAAGUUCCAAAGAAUUGUAAUUAAUGGGAAUGACCCUGCAGAUGAUGAAUCUGUAUUUUUACCAAAUAACCAUGUGAUGGACAGCAUAGAUGGGAGACCCACAUCUUUUUUUCCAUCCACGACCAAACCUUGUGUACCCAUUCCUCGAGGUGUUCUCAAAUCAACACUUUCCAUGGAAACUGUAAUCAAAAGGCGACGCGUGGAUGUGACCCGGCACGUGCGCUUCUCAGAGGAGAUCAUUUCUAUUGAGCCUCCGGAGUUGACACCAGAUAUGUUUGAGUCAGAGGAGGAAGAAGAGGAACAGGAGGGACAGGAGGAAGACGAGGAAGACGAGGAAGAGGACUCUCUCAUAGAGGAGGGCAGUGAGGAGCACUCAGAGCCAGUACUCUUAGCACCAGUCAGACCCAAGGAGGUGGCACCAUCCCGACGACCUACGCUACCCGCCUGGAUACGGGCAUUCAAAAGAAACAAUCUAAGAAAAAAGCACAGAAAGUGACAGUUCUGCAUGAACGCCCCUUUGUAAGUAUGUAAAGCUUUAGAAUAAAGCCCAUUAUGAUGUGAAUAGUCCAGGUGUUUUUGUUAUUACAGGUGCAUUAUGUAACUUAUGGUUAUUGCUUUACCUUCACUGUUUCACACUAUGGCAUUAAACAUUGUUAGAAUUAACUUGAUGUUUUUAGCAAUAAAACACCUGUUAGGUGUUUCAGUGUAAGGUAGAUCAGUUUAAUGUCAUACUGUGAAACAUUCCAGGCUCAUCAGUAACAUGGUCAUGGAGACAGAAGGUGGUAGAACCUCUGCCAGGAAAGGUACAAAGUGCACCUUUAAAGCAUUACUUCAUCUUAUAGACCUGUUUCAUAAACAUCUAUGCAAAAUUAUAUCAGUGAAGGGGAAUGUUUGUAUUUGUUCUUUAAAAUAUUGUUCAUUAUGUAUAAUUUAACCCAUUUUUACAGUUACAAUUAUUCUAAAGUAUUACCAUAUAAUGUAGUCACCUCCACACAAAUCACUCUGUUCAGUGAAAGAAAUGGAAUAAAAGCUAUUUAAUGGAUGCAAGGAAACUCUUUUUUUAAGGAUAGAUAUAAUGCAUUGUGUUCAUUUCUUUGAUUGAAUUUAGUGUCUUUUGUAGAGCUUUCAUCUGUUGUAGUCUUUACCACUUUACCACUGAAGUUAUUAGUGCCUUGAACAAAAGUGGGCAAAAAGUAUUAAGGGUAUAGAAUCUGUAGAAUUUAAUGGAUAUGUGUAAAACAUUAAAUAUAUAACCACUGCUAUAAGGCAUAUUAUUAGCUUAUCUAUUUUCAUGUAUAGGCAGUACAUCAAGGCGACAUGAGAAACAUUCAGUUAGUUAAAUGCAACAUUUAAUUUAUUUCCACUUUGUAAAUGAUUAAUGUUUGUGUCUCAAGCCUACGUUUUGAUAUGGCUGUACAAUAUAUUAUAAAAUAAAUAUUUUGAGUAUUUUCA